UCAAACAGUUCCAUUAAACGGGGCGGCACACCAAAUUCUGCAUAUAAACCAGGGGUGCAGAUGAACCCCUUUCAUCGACAGGAUCAUACAGCAACCAUGAUUUCUCUGGUCUUCGUUCUGCUCAUUGGAGCCGCUUUUGCCACGGAGGACGACAAGAUCGUCGGAGGGUAUGAGUGCAAGGCCUACUCCCAGCCCCACCAGGUGUCUCUGAACUCUGGGUACCACUUCUGUGGUGGUUCCCUGGUCAAUGAGAACUGGGUUGUGUCUGCAGCUCACUGCUACAAGACCCGUGUGGAGGUGCGUCUGGGCGAGCAUAACAUCAAGGUGACUGAGGGUAGCGAGCAGUUCAUCUCUUCAUCCCGCGUGAUCCGUCACCCCAACUACAGCGCCUACGACCUCGACAAUGACAUCAUGCUGAUCAAGCUGAGCAAACCCGCCACCCUCAACACCUACGUGCAGCCUGUUGCUCUGCCCGGCAGCUGUGCCCCCGCUGGCACCAUGUGUACCGUCUCUGGAUGGGGCAACACCAUGAGCUCUACUGCUGACAGCAACAAGCUGCAGUGCCUGAACAUCCCCAUCCUGUCCUACAGCGACUGUAACAACUCCUACCCUGGCAUGAUCACCAACGCCAUGUUCUGUGCUGGAUACCUGGAGGGAGGCAAGGACUCUUGCCAGGGUGACUCCGGUGGCCCAGUGGUGUGCAACGGUGAGCUGCAGGGUGUUGUGUCCUGGGGUUAUGGCUGUGCCGAGCCCGGUAACCCCGGUGUCUACGCCAAGGUGUGCAUCUUCAACGACUGGCUGACCAGCACCAUGCUCACCUACACAAACAUUGGCAGUAGAAUUGCCCGUACUGAAGAACUUUCAACGUGGCACCGUCACAGGAUGCCACCUUUCCAACAAGUCAGUUCAUUACAUUUCUGCCCUGCUAGAGCUGCCCUUGUCAACGGUGUCUUUGAUCAGCCAGUGUUCACCGGACAGACAGACACCAUGAGACUGCUCGCUCUGAUACUGCUGGUUGGAGCUGCUGCGGCAGUGCCCCGUGAGAAUGGUAAGAUCAUCGGUGGCCAGGAGUGUGAACCUCACUCCCGACCCUGGAUGGCCUCCCUCAACUACGGGUACCACUUCUGCGGAGCCGUGCUCAUCAACGAGCAGUGGGUGCUCUCUGUCGCUCACUGCUGGUACAACCCCUACGCAAUGCAGAUCAUGCUUGGAGAGCACAACCUGCGUGUGUUUGAGGGAACUGAACAGCUCAUGAAGACUCAAAACAUAAUCUGGCAUCCCAGCUAUGACUACCAGACGCUGGACUAUGACAUGAUGCUGAUCAAGCUGUUCCACCCUGUGGAGAUCACUGAUUAUGUGAAGCCCAUCCCGUUGCCCACAGGCUGCCCAUACGCAGGCGCCCCCUGCUCCGUCUCUGGCUGGGGCAACAUCGCCACCGGAGAGGAGGUAAACAUGCCCGCCCGUCUGCAGUGUCUGGAUGUGCCCAUACUGGAGGAUGAGAAGUGUGAGAUGGCCUACCCUGGCAUGCUCACCCGCAGGAUGGUGUGUGCCGGAUACAUGGACGGAGGCAGAGAUGUAUGCAACGGGGACUCUGGCAGUGGUCUAGUGUGUUUGGGUGAGGUUCAUGGCCUGGUGUCCUGGGGUCAGGGCUGUGCCGUGCCCGGACACCCCGGAGUCUAUGUCAAAGUGUGUGAGUUCCUCCCCUGGAUCGAUGAGACCAUGAAGGCCAACAUGUAACACCACUAGCUGCUUUCCUCCCUGUCUCUCAGACCUCUACUCCUCCUCACU
Messenger RNA from Oncorhynchus kisutch (coho salmon), 1788 nucleotides. RefSeq names its product transmembrane protease serine 9. Bases 61 to 1737 code for a protein of 558 amino acids. The transcript has 13 exons. NCBI's taxonomy places the organism in Eukaryota, Metazoa, Chordata, Actinopteri, Salmoniformes, Salmonidae. The record is from RefSeq and is a predicted model, not a curated record. Gene Ontology annotation, molecular function: serine-type endopeptidase activity. Gene Ontology annotation, biological process: proteolysis.